AAUGUUUAUUCAUUGUGCUCUAUUUCAGAAGCUGCUGGAGCUAGUUAGCUAGCCGGCUACCUGCGAUUUAUCACUUUAUUUACUUUAGAUGCAGGUGAAUGAAAUCGCCUGAAUCACCUGUUUCUUCAUCUAUUAAUCUGUUCUACAUGAGCGUCGUAAUCACUGUGGAAAAAAGAAACCGAUAAUUGUUGUUUUCUUAUGUUUAUAAGUUUAUUAGCAGCUGAAUUAAAUCAAUGAAACAUCAGGACACGUGUGUUUACCUGAUCAUGAUGAUUCUCUCUACAGUCAGGAUUCAUCUUCAUCUGCUAUGAAAGGAGCACUUUGCACUUUUCACUUUUCACUGCAGCUUCUGUUGUGAUUAUGUGUGUGUUGUUGUUUUUUUGUUUAACAAGAAACAAGUUGAGAUAAAGAAUAUAAUGAUAUAAGAGUCUCCUGUACGGUGGCUGGGAAGUGCAAAGCAAAAUUACAAAGUGUUAAAUUACUUUAUUAGAUUACAAAAUCUACAGCAGAAAUGUGAGACAAAUUUACAUUUUGAAAAACAUUUUUACAUUUUAUGAAACAAAAUCACAAAACCAAAAACACUUAGAGGACAAAACAAAUUUACAAGAUGUGAAACACUUUUAGAAUCACUGAGACAAAGUCACAAAGAGGCAGAACACUUUCAUCACUUCAGUCCCCAAACAAAUUUACAAAUGACAGAAUCUUGACGGAAAGCGAAUGUACCGCAACAAAAUGAAACAAACAAAAUGACCCCCUCACUCGAUCACUUCCGGGUCCACUUCCGACAUUUGGUACAUUCCCAUUUUGUCAAGAUUCUGUCGUUGGUAAAUUUGUCUCAUCGAUUGUAAAUGUCUUUUUCAAAAUGUAAAUUUCUCUCACAUCUGUAAUUUUGCUUUGCACUUCCCAGCCACCGUACUCGUGGCCAAAAGAGGCAGCAGCACAAUUGACAGAGUUCCAGCUCACACGCCUUCAUUCAUCUCUCUUUAAGUUCGCUGAGACUCUUUGUGAAUAUUUCACCAGUGAUUGUGCGUCUGUCACGAACUGGCUCGAAAUAUCCUCGUCAUCACAGAUCAUGGAGUCAGAGGAGACCGGAUCCCCUCCGUCUGGUUCGGGGUCGACUGAAGUCUUUAACUCCAUCCGGGAGCGCACCAUCGCCGAGAACAGCAUGGUGGUCCUGCUGCAGGGCCUUCAUGGAGAGGUGACCACGGUAGACCUGAGGAACGAGAGCUCUGCGCGGGGCUGCGUGGUCAACGUGGACGCCUUCAUGAACGUCCGUCUGAAGGAUGUGGUGUACCGGGACAGACGGGGUCAAGUCACACAGCUGCAGGAUCUGUUCAUCACGGGCAGGAACAUCCGCUACGUUCACAUCCCGGACCAUGUGGACAUAAUGAAGACCAUCGAGAGCCAGCUGGCCAAGAUCCACAGAGUCCGCAACUUUGCCAGUCAGGGAGGAGGCAGAAAAGAGUUCAAGACGAAAACAAAAUAAUGUUUUUGUUUUCUAAAGGACAGAAAAAUUCUGUUGACUUCUGCAUGAGCUACGUUCCCGCCUCCUGUCCAAACUUUCCUUCACACUAUGUUUGACUUUUUCACUUUUUCACACCAAAACCUGACAGAAGGAAUCAGUCUGUGACGCAGACUUUGAACAAUUUGAGGCAAAACUUGUGAUGAAAGGUCAGAGGUUGACAUUACAGCUAAAAUGUUAGUUAAUCAAUUAGAUGGUAAACAGAGUGGGUGACGUUUUGUCCUCCUGUGUUACUAGAGAAUUCUGACAUCGUGCACCCAGCAGGUAAAAUGUGAGACUGAGGUUAAGCAGGUUUAAGAGUUUAAAACGUGUUAGUGAUGAAUCAGUUUGCGCUGUCAUUGUGAGUUCACCAAGGUCGAGAAUGACACUAUCGACUGGGGACGUUUUCUCACAUAUUUGUAACAAACAAUCUUUUUUGGUGCCUUGUAAUGUCUCAGCUGACGUUAACGUUGAUGACAGUAUAUCUGAUUCUUUAAAGGAACCUCUGGACCCGUUAAACACUGAGUGUUUGUGUUUUCUGUUUGUUGUAUUUUUUAGUUUUGAUAUUGACACUACAGUAGGAGGUAAUUUUCAAUUUGUUUUACAGAAAUAAGAGUCAUGUUUUGGAGUUGCGUUCAAGAAUUUGGAAUAAAGAUACAUACAAUUGCUUCAAAGAA
Messenger RNA from Labrus bergylta (ballan wrasse), 2178 nucleotides. RefSeq names its product LSM10, U7 small nuclear RNA associated (gene lsm10). Lineage: Eukaryota; Metazoa; Chordata; Actinopteri; Labriformes; Labridae. Gene Ontology annotation, cellular component: nuclear body; cytoplasmic U snRNP body. The record is from RefSeq and is a predicted model, not a curated record. Gene Ontology annotation, molecular function: histone pre-mRNA DCP binding; U7 snRNA binding. Gene Ontology annotation, biological process: mRNA 3'-end processing by stem-loop binding and cleavage.